Erythranthe guttata (spotted monkey flower) is the source of this 757-nucleotide messenger RNA. RefSeq names its product glycine-rich protein-like. Lineage: Eukaryota; Viridiplantae; Streptophyta; Magnoliopsida; Lamiales; Phrymaceae. The record is from RefSeq and is a predicted model, not a curated record.
CCAACCCAAACACAUUCCUCAUCCACUCUUAUCAGUCUAUAACAAAAAUGGGUUCCAAACCCAAACAUGUUUUUCUUGUCCUUUUCUUGGCUAUGGUUCUUUUUAUAUCAUCAGAAGUUGCGGCUAGAGAUCUCGCCGAGACUUCCACUACCGUUGACACUUCUGAGAAGACAAAUGGAGCUGCAGUGAACGAUGCCAAAUAUGGCGGUAACUACGGUGGUGGAUACCCCGGAGGAGGCGGUAACUAUGGUGGUGGAUAUCCCGGAGGAGGUGGUAAUUAUGGUGGCGGACGUGGUGGUUAUGGGGGUGGCCGUGGUGGUUAUGGGGGCGGCCGUGGUGGUUAUGGGGGCGGUGGUCGUGGUAACUACUGCCGCUAUGGUUGUUGUGGGCGGAACUACUACAGAGGUGGUUGCCGGUGCUGUAGCUUCGCCGGUCAGAAGGUGGAUGCUCAACCUCAAGGCAAGCCUCAAAACUGAAGAAGAUUGGCAUAUAUGUUUGUAUCCAUCUAGUUUUUAAAUUAUUACUGUGCUCUGUGGGAUAGUGUGUGAGAUAAAAAAAUAUAAUAUAAAAUAAUGAAUAAAAAAUGAAAGCAUGCAUGUAAAAGUGGGAGUGUGAGCGUAAUUGAAUUACCUUUUGUUUGAAUUAAACUCUCAUCAUUAAUGUAUUUUAUGUAUGUAUGUAUCCACACUAAUGUUGCUGUUCAUGUUGAAUAGAGUGAUUGAGAUAUGCUUUUGAUGUGCAAUUUACAUCCUUUCUC